AACCGAGCGCCCCAGUACGGGAUUCCCUUCUACCUGCAGUACCUGGCCCACUGGCCCGAGUACUUCAUCGUGGCCGAGGCGCCGGGCGGGGAGCUGAUGGGUUACAUCAUGGGGAAAGCUGAAGGCUCUGUGGCCAGGGAAGAGUGGCAUGGACAUGUCACCGCUCUCUCUGUCGCACCGGAAUUUCGACGGCUGGGCUUGGCCGCUAAACUGAUGGAGCUACUGGAAGAAAUCUCAGAAAAAAAGGGUGGAUUUUUUGUCGAUCUCUUUGUGAGAGUAUCAAACCAGGUUGCUGUAAAUAUGUAUAAGCAACUAGGCUACAGUGUGUACCGGACAGUGCUAGAGUACUACUCUGCUAGCAGUGGGGAACCAGAUGAAGAUGCUUAUGAUAUGAGAAAAGCUCUUUCUAGAGAUACAGAGAAGAAAUCAGUUAUACCUCUGCCUCAUCCUGUAAGGCCAGAAGACAUUGAGUAACUCUAAACUGUGAUUCUCAGGCAAUUUACUAAGUAUCAGGUUCCAUCUUCCCUCAGCCCCCAAGAACUUUACAGAUAAGAAGUCUUGGGCUAAAUGUUUUUCCCAUGAAAUACCAAAAAACAAUGUUUAGAAGCUUACUAAUACUGCUUCUGUUGGUAAUGGCUGUGUACUCCUGCACUUCCUCUAUUAUUUUUCCUGUUAAGUACUGGAAAUUCAAAGACUAUUAAAAUGGAAUUACCUCC
Messenger RNA from Acanthisitta chloris (rifleman), 716 nucleotides. It is a transcript of the gene NAA20, whose product is annotated as N(alpha)-acetyltransferase 20, NatB catalytic subunit. Gene Ontology annotation, molecular function: protein-N-terminal amino-acid acetyltransferase activity. Gene Ontology annotation, biological process: N-terminal peptidyl-methionine acetylation. The transcript is spliced from 4 exons. NCBI's taxonomy places the organism in Eukaryota, Metazoa, Chordata, Aves, Passeriformes, Acanthisittidae. The coding region runs from base 97 to 474 and encodes 125 amino acids. The record is from RefSeq and is a predicted model, not a curated record. Gene Ontology annotation, cellular component: NatB complex.